This is a messenger RNA of Iphiclides podalirius (scarce swallowtail), 627 nucleotides long. Lineage: Eukaryota; Metazoa; Arthropoda; Insecta; Lepidoptera; Papilionidae. The record is from the annotation of a GenBank genome assembly.
AUGCUAAACAGGGCAAUUUUAUGUAUUUUGUCGUGUCUCUACGUUCUAACUGCGGCGAGGGUGCAAACAGUCAACGGAAAGAUUAAAAUAACGGUAGGUACCACUGCGGGUUGUGGGGACACAGUCAGAUUCAUCGAUCAACAGUUGUCGCCGGCCUACGAACUGUACAAGGAGUUCCUGGACAUCGAAUUUGUGCCGUGGGGUAGAACGAGGCGGGAGUCGAGCGGCGAUCUGACGUGCCAAUUCGGCCCUAACGACUGCUGGGCCAACCAACUGCACAGAUGCGCGCUCCAUUUACUGGAAGGUGACCAGGACGCUCAGGUGGAUUACAUGUCCUGCGAGUUCUCGCCUCCAUACCCUUCGUUCUUGCAAAACAGUUAUCAAUGUGCCAUAGCCGCCAGUCUAAGCUUGGACGAAGUAAACAACUGCAUCUCUUCAGUCAGCAGAGACCUGGAGGACGUCGCUGAAGCAGUUUCGGAUAUCCCGAUGCAAAUAAUAAACUUUGUACCAUUCAUAACCUUUAAUGACGUGAUUGACAUUGACACACACAAUCUAGCUAGGACGCAACUUGCCAGCCUCUUGUGUUCCGCCUUAGCUGAUGACCCCACAACUGGUGUCACCAACUGC